This is a messenger RNA of Odocoileus virginianus texanus, 1790 nucleotides long. NCBI's taxonomy places the organism in Eukaryota, Metazoa, Chordata, Mammalia, Artiodactyla, Cervidae. The record is from RefSeq and is a predicted model, not a curated record.
AUGAGCUGUGAUUUCAACAGAGCAAACAGAGGGAGGGAUGAAUGUGGUUUGGCUGAUGGAAAAACAGAGGCUGUUUCCUGGCAAAACUCGGAGCCAGAAAAGAGUGAGUUCAUCUGCAGCCGAAACACAAAUAGUAACCGGAAGAGAGGUAAAGGAGGAAAGGAGUUAGAAAGAGUGCUUUACCGGGGACGAUCAGAAAUUGCAGUUGAUGUGGGCGUGUUAGGAAGGGCUUCGAGCCGGGGUGCAAAGCUGCAGCGGGUGNUGAUCUUCCCCAGCAGCAGCGGCAACCCCGGGGGCAGCAGCAGCUGCAGGACGCCCUAUCGCAAGCAGCAGUCUCUGGUCCCAGCCCAUCCUAUGGCCCCUCCCAGCCCCAGCACCACCAGCAGUAAUAACAACAGUAGCAGCAGUAGCAACUCAGGAUGGGAUCAGCUGAGCAAAACGAACCUCUACAUCCGGGGGCUGCCUCCCAACACCACGGACCAGGACCUGGUGAAGCUGUGUCAGCCUUAUGGGAAGAUCGUUUCCACAAAGGCAAUUUUGGAUAAGACAACAAACAAAUGCAAAGGUUAUGGUUUUGUUGACUUUGACAGUCCUGCAGCAGCUCAGAAGGCUGUGUCCGCCCUGAAGGCAAGUGGGGUUCAAGCUCAGAUGGCAAAGCAACAGGAACAAGAUCCUACCAACUUGUAUAUUUCUAAUUUGCCACUGUCCAUGGAUGAGCAAGAACUUGAAAAUAUGCUGAAACCAUUUGGACAAGUGAUUUCUACAAGGAUACUACGCGAUUCCAGUGGGACAAGUCGUGGUGUUGGCUUUGCUAGGAUGGAAUCAACAGAAAAGUGUGAAGCUGUUAUUGGUCAUUUUAAUGGAAAAUUCAUUAAGACACCACCCGGAGUUUCUGCUCCUACAGAACCGUUAUUGUGUAAAUUUGCGGAUGGUGGACAGAAGAAGAGACAGAACCCAAACAAAUACAUCCCAAAUGGACGGCCCUGGCACAGGGAAGGAGAGGCUGGAAUGACACUUACUUAUGACCCAACCACAGCUGCUAUACAGAAUGGAUUUUAUCCUUCACCAUACAGUAUUGCUACAAACCGAAUGAUUACUCAAACUUCUAUUACACCCUAUAUUGCGUCUCCUGUAUCUGCCUACCAGGUGGCAAAGGAAACCAGAGAAAACAAGUAUCGGGGCUCUGCUAUCAAGGUGCAAAGUCCUUCCUGGAUGCAACCUCAACCAUAUAUCCUACAGCACCCUGGUGCCGUGUUAACUCCCUCCAUGGAGCACACCAUGUCACUACAGCCCGCGUCUAUGAUCAGCCCUCUGGCCCAGCAAAUGAGUCAUCUGUCACUUGGCAGCACCGGAACAUACAUGCCUGCCACAUCAGCUAUGCAAGGGGCCUACUUGCCACAGUACACACAUGUGCAGACGGCGGCAGUUCCUGUGGAGGAGGCGAGUGGUCAGCAGCAGGUGACUGUGGAGACGUCUAAUGACCAUUCUCCAUAUACCUUUCAACCCAAUAAGUAACUGUGAGAUGUACAGAAGGGUGUUCUUACAUGAAGAAGGUUGUGAAGGCUGAACAAUCAUGGAUUUUUCUGAUCAAUUGUGCUUUAGGAAAUUAUUGACAGUUUUGCACAGGUUCUUGAAAACGUUAUUUAUAAUGAAAUCAACUAAAACUAUUUUUGCUAUAAGUUCUAUAAGGUGCAUAAAACCCUUAAAUUCAUCUAGUAGCUGUUCCCCUGAACAGGUUUAUUUUAGUAAAAAACAAAAAACAAAAAAAAUAAGCAAAAAAAAAAAAAAAA